Molecule: messenger RNA, 6079 nt
Organism: Morone saxatilis (striped sea-bass)
Lineage: Eukaryota; Metazoa; Chordata; Actinopteri; Moronidae
Product: echinoderm microtubule-associated protein-like 6
Exons: 46
Coding region: 1-5901 (1966 amino acids)
Molecular function (GO): microtubule binding
Source: RefSeq, a predicted model, not a curated record
AUGUCGGACCGGAGCGCCCCGGGCUGCCGUCUCAGACUGGACUGGGUCUACGGGUACCGGGGCCACCAGUGCCGGAAUAAUCUGUACUACACUGCUGGGAAGGAGGUGGUGUACUUUGUGGCCGGGGUCGGCGUGGUUUACAACACCAGAGAGCACAGCCAGAGGUUUUACCUGGGCCACAACGAUGACAUCAUCAGCCUGGCGUUGCACCCGGAGCGCUCCCUGGUGGCGACCGGUCAGGUGGGGAAGGAUCCCUAUGUGUGUGUGUGGGACUCCUUCACCGCCCAGACCGUCUCUCUGCUCCGUGAUGGACACACACACGGCAUUGCCUGCCUCGCAUUCAGCGCUGAUGGACAGCGGUUAGCCUCGGUCGGCCUGGAUGCCAAGAACACAGUGUGUAUCUGGGAGUGGAAGAGAGGGAAGAUCCUGGCUACAGCCACCGGACACUCAGACAGGAUCUUCGAUAUCUGCUGGGAUCCGUUUCAACAAAACCGUCUGGUGAGCUGUGGAGUCAAACACAUCAAGUUCUGGUCUUUGUGUGGUAACGCUCUCACUCCAAAGAGGGGCAUUUUUGGGAAGACGGGCGACUUGCAGACCAUCCUGUGUGUCGCAUCGGCUAAAGAUGACAUCACAUACUCCGGGGCACUCAACGGGGACAUUUACGUCUGGAAGGGACUCAACUUGAUACGAACAGUUCAGGCCGCCCAUGGGGCCGGUAUCUUCAGUAUGUAUGCCUGCGAGGAAGGUUUUGCCACAGGAGGCCGAGAUGGUUGCGUCCGACUGUGGGACGUCGACUUCAAACCAAUCACCAAGAUCGACCUGCGAGAGGCUGAGCAGGGAUACAAAGUGUUUGAGGAGAAGUUUUCAGUGAUGGUAAGGGAUCGAGACAAGCCACUGCUGAUCAUGCAGGGACACAGCGAGGGCGAACUCUGGGCGCUGGACGUUCACCCUAAAAAACCUCUGGCUGUCACCGGCAGCGACGACCGCUCCGUCAGGUUAUGGAGUCUAGUGGAUCACGCACUCAUCGCUCGCUGUAACAUGGAGGAGGCAGUGCGGAGUGUGGCGUUCAGUGUGGACGGAUACCAGCUGGCUCUGGGCAUGAAAGAUGGAUCCUUUACUGUACUGAGAGUCAGAGACAUGACGGAGGUCGUUCACAUCAAAGAUAGGAAGGAGGUGAUCCAUGAGAUGAAGUUUUCUCCAGACGGAGCAUACCUCGCUGUUGGCUCCAAUGACGGACUUGUGGACAUCUACGCUGUUGCUCAGAGAUACAAGAAGAUAGGAGAGUGCUGUAAAUCCACCAGUUUUAUCACACACCUGGACUGGUCUCUGGACAGCAAAAUCCUGCAGACCAACGACGGAGCUGGAGAACGCCUCUUCUACCGAAUGCCCAUGGGGAAACCAAUUGUCAGUAAAGAGGAGGUAAAAGGUCAGUGCUGGGCAUCCUGGAGUGGCGUUCUGGGCUCAGAAGUCAGUGGCAUCUGGCCUAAAUACUCUAAUCUAACAGAGAUCAACGCCGUGGAUGCCAAUCAUGCUGCUGCUGUGCUUGUUACCGGAGACGACCUCGGCCUUGUUAAGCUGUACCGCUUCCCCUGUUUGAGGAAAGGAGCCAAAUUCAAGAAGUACAUUGGUCACUCAGCCCAUGUGACUAAUGUCCGCUGGUCACAUGACCUGCAGUGGGUGCUGACCACGGGUGGGGCUGACCACGCCCUCUUCCAGUGGAGGUUUCUACCAGAGUCAGUCAUGAAUGGAGGAGUGGAUAUCAACAUACAAGACAGCCACGGAGACUCCAACAGUGAGGAGUCGGACAGCGACGUGUCGGAUGUCCCGGAGCUUGACUCCGACAUUGAGCAGGAGACACAGAUCAAUUAUGACAGACAGGUGUAUAAGGAGGACCUGCCUCAGUUGCGACAGCAGAGCAGAGAGAAGAAACAGCAGGUUGGAUCUCUGAAGAGACAGAGAGGACCAGAUCAAGGCCUCCGGCUGCAGUUUGUACACGGGUACCGUGGUUAUGACUGCAGGAACAACCUGUUCUACACUCAGGGGGGGGAGGUGUUGUACCACGUGGCGGCGGUGGGCGUGGUCUACAAUCGGCAGCUGCACAGCCAGCGCUUCUACCUCGGACACGAUGACGACAUCCUGAGCCUCAGCAUCCAUCCGGUGAAGGACUACGCUGCUACAGGACAGGUGGGGAGGGACCCAGCCAUCCAUGUGUGGGACAUCCAGACCCUGAAGUGUCUCUCUUUGCUGAAAGGUUUCCAUCAGAGAGGAGUGUGUGCUCUGGACUUCUCAGCUGAUGGGAAGAGUCUGGUGUCAGUGGGAGUCGAUGACGGACAUUCAAUUGUAGUCUGGGACUGGAAGAGAGGAGAGAAACUCGCUACUGCCAGAGGUCAUAAAGAGAAGAUAUUUGUGGUGAAGUGUAAUCCCAUGCUGAUGGACAAACUGGUCACUGUGGGAAUCAAACACAUCCAGUUCUGGCAACACGCAGGUGGUGGUCUGACCUUCAGGCGUGGUGCGUUCAGGAGUGUUGGCCGACCAGAGACCAUGAUGUCGGUGUGUUAUGGCCGCACCGAGGCACUGGUGUUCUCCGGCGCGGCCACCGGAGACGUUUACAUCUGGAAGGAACCGCUGCUACUGAAAACAGUCAAAGCCCACGAUGGACCCGUGUUCGCCAUGUUCUCCCUCGACAAGGGCUUUGUGACGGGCGGAAAGGACGGCGUGGUGGAGCUGUGGGAUGACAUGUUUGACCGCUGUCUGAAGACGUACGCCAUCAAGAGAGCAGCGUUGUCCCCAGGCUCUAAAGGCCUGCUGCUGGAGGACAACCCCUCCAUCAGAGCCAUCACUCUGGGUCACGGUCACAUCCUGGUGGGAACCAAAAAUGGAGAAGUUCUAGAGAUAGACAAGACCGGACCAAUGACCCUGCUGGUGCAGGGUCAUAUGGAGGGCGAAGUUUGGGGUCUGGCCACUCACCCCCUCCUCCCCGUCUGUGCCACCGUCAGUGAUGAUAAAACCCUGCGACUGUGGGAGACGUCAGCCAAUCACCGCAUGGUGGCCGUCCGCAAGCUGAAGAGAGGCGGUCGCUGCUGUGCCUUCUCUCCGGAUGGGAAGGCGUUGGCAGUGGGUCUGAGCGAUGGCGGCGUGCUGGUGGUAAACGCUGACACAUUGGAGGAUCUGCUGAGCUUCCACCAUCGCCGCGACGCCAUCUCUGACAUCCGCUUCACCCCAGACUCAGGUAAAUUCCUGGCUGUGGCGUCCCAUGACAGCUUCGUCGACAUCUACAACGUGCUGAGCAGUAAGAGAGUGGGGAUCUGUAAAGGAGCGUCCAGUUACAUCACACACAUCGACUGGGAUGCCCGAGGUAAACUGCUGCAAGUGAACACAGGAGCCAAAGAGCAACUUUUCUUCGAAGCCCCGAGAGGAAAAAGACAGACCAUCAGAAACUCUGAGCUGGAGCGGAUCGACUGGUCCAGCUGGACGUGUGUUCUGGGUUCAAGCUGUGAUGGGAUCUGGCCGACGCACAGUGACAUCACCGACAUCAACGCUGCGUCGCUCACCAAAGACCGAACGCUGUUCGCCACUGGAGACGACUUCGGCUUCCUCAAACUGUUCAGCUACCCCGUUCGAGGUCAGUACGCCCGUUUCAAGCGCUAUGUGGGCCACAGCGCCCAGGUGACCAAUGUCCGCUGGGCUCAGGACGACUCCGCCCUGCUGACGGUGGGCGGUGCCGACACUGCACUGAUGAUCUGGGCGAGGGAGCGAGGAGGUGGGGUCAGCGGAGAGGGGGAGGGGCCUUUGUGUCGUGACAACCGACCGCCCGUGGACAGUGAGGAGUCGGAUGAUGACACUGAGGAGGACGGAGGUUACGACAGUGACGUUGCUCGGGAGAAGACGGUGGAUUACACCACUAAGAUGUACGCUGUCAGCCUCAGAGAGAUGAGAGGAACCAAACCUCACCAACAGCUGAAGGAGCUAUCUGCUGAGGAGAGGCAGGGCAUUGUCAAGGGAUCCAGGCCUCCAGUGAGUCGAGCGGCACCGCAGCCAGAGAAACUCCAGAAGAACAACGUCUCCAAGAAAAAGAGACUGGUCGAGGACCUGGUUUUGGAUCAUGUGUUUGGUUUUCGGGGCUUCGAUUGUCGUAACAACCUGCACUACCUCAACGAUGGCACCGACAUCGUCUACCACACUGCCGCCACUGCCAUCGUCCACAGUCUCAGCAACGGAACUCAGAGUUUCUACCUGGAACACACUGAUGACAUCCUCUCUUUGACUGUCAACCAGCACCCGAAGUAUAAAAAUAUCAUCGCCACUGGACAGAUCGGUGACGUCAGUGAACUCCCAGGCACCACUCCUUCGAUCCACGUAUGGGACGCGAUGAGUAAACAGACUCUGUCCAUCCUUCGCUGUCCUCACACUAAAGGCGUCGGCUACGUUAACUUCAGCGCCACGGGGAAGCUGCUGCUGUCUGUCGGAGUGGAACCUGAACACACCAUCACUGUGUGGCGCUGGCAGGAAGGGUCCAAGGUGUGCAGUAAAGCAGGACACCCAGACCGGAUCUUCGUGGUGGAGUUUCGUCCAGACUCUGACUCCCAGUUCGUGUCGGUGGGAAUCAAACACGUAAAGUUCUGGACACUAGCCGGUGGCUCUCUGAUGUACAAGAAGGGAGUGGUGGGAACGGUGGAGGACGGCAGGAUGCAGACGAUGCUGUCUGUCGCCUUCGGUGCUAACAACUUAACGUUCACUGGAGCCAUUAACGGGGACGUUUACGUGUGGCGGGAUCACUACCUGCUGAGGGUGGUAGCGAAGGCUCACACCGGACCAGUCUUCACCAUGUACACCACGCUGAGAGACGGACUCAUCGUCACCGGCGGGAAGGAGAGGCCGACCAAGGAGGGCGGCGCGGUGAAGCUCUGGGAUCAGGAGAUGAAGCGCUGUCGAGCCUUCCAGCUGGAGACGGGACAGCAGGUGGAGUGCGUCCGAUCCGUCUGCAGAGGCAAGGGUAAGAUCCUGGUGGGGACAAAGGACGGGGAGAUCAUCGAGGUCGGGGAGAAGAACGCGGCGUCCAACCUGCUGCUGGACAGUCACGCUCGGGGAGGAAUCUGGGGUCUUACCGCUCAUCCAACUAAAGAUCUCUGCAUCACCGCCAGCGACGACUCCACCAUCCGACUGUGGGACCUCACUGAUAAGAAACUGUUAAACAAGGUGUGUGUCGGCCACGCAGCCCGGUGUGUGAACUACAGCGCAGAUGGAGACAUGCUGGCAGUGGGGAUGAAGAACGGCGAGUUCCUCCUCCUCCUCGCCAACACGCUGAAGAUGUGGGCGAAGAAACGAGACCGCAGCGUCGCCAUCCAGGACAUCCGGUUCAGCCCGAACCGGCGGCUGUUGGCAGUCGGAUCGGUGGAGAACACGGUGGAUGUUUACGAUAUGAGUGGAGGACCAAAUCUGAACCGGCUGGUUUACUGCAGCGACAUCCCUGCUUUCAUCCUGCAGCUUGACUUCUCUGCUGACAGCUGUUAUAUACAGGUGUCUACAGGAGCUUAUAAGCGGCAAGUGUUUGAGGUUCCUUCAGGGAAGUUGGUGAGCGACCAAACCAUCAUCGACAGAAUCACCUGGGCAACCUGGACCAGCGUCCUGGGAGAUGAAGUUUUGGGGAUUUGGCCGCGAAACGCAGACAAAGCUGAAGUCAACUGUGCGUGUGUGUCUCACGCCGGCCUGAACAUCGUCACCGGUGACGACUUUGGAUUGGUCAAACUGUUCGACUUCCCCUGCACAGAGAAGUUUGCCAAACACAAGCGCUACCUCGGCCACUCGGCUCACGUGACCAACAUCCGCUUCUCCCACGAAGACAAAUACGUGAUCAGCACAGGAGGAGACGACAGCAGUGUGUUUGUGUGGAAAUGCCUCUAAACGCAGAGAUUUCUGCCGCCUGGUGACGCUUUUAUCCAAAGCGCCUUAACAGCACCACAAGUGGAUCCAGAGGGAAUCCGACCCACAACCCGAACGUCUUUGUUAGACAGCGAGUCUCCUGAAGAGUUCACAAGCUGAAGAUGAAAGCAGACUCGCUGCCGCGACACAAAGCCGACUU